Psilocybe cubensis is the source of this 1227-nucleotide messenger RNA. RefSeq lists its product as uncharacterized. The transcript has 6 exons. Bases 1 to 1227 code for a protein of 408 amino acids. Lineage: Eukaryota; Fungi; Basidiomycota; Agaricomycetes; Agaricales; Agrocybaceae. The record is from RefSeq and is a predicted model, not a curated record.
AUGUCUCAGUACAACUUCUUCAAUUUUUCGAGCAUCUCGCUCAGUCAGAGCGGGUCUGAACCAUUCGAUUUCAAUGUUACUGAUAGCUACCAUGAACGUCCAAAUGCAAUCAACAAUUUUGAAGGAAGCGUGGAGGAUCUCUUACUCCCCUCUCUGUUUCACCAAUAUCUUAUGCCUGAGCAAGGUACACAGCAAGUCAAUUCCAUUCCCCACCCCCAGGGUGGUAUCGAUGACCUGAAUGAAGGUCCACUGAAUCUCGGCGAUGCCACCUUAAAUGAUCCUUCCCAAGCAAUGGCACAAGCCGCAUCAUUGCUGGCUCCGUACCCCUCCCAACAUUCAGCACAGCUAUGGGACACCGACUUAGACUUUUCAUUUCUAAAUGACAAUCUGGUCGCUACUGUGGGGGACGUUUCGAGCGCACCAUUCUAUGACACGCCGGCUGCAAGGCCUAUGCGCAGCUCAAUUGCAAAAGCUCCCAAUUCAAUGUACUCAGAUUUUGGACACCAUGUGUACGGUCAAUCAUCCGUGUCCAGGAGCGACUUAGUUCAGACGCCGGUUAAUACUUUUGAAACGGAACACGGGACCGAACGUCGUCCUCAUCCUCCGCAGAGGUCUACUUUUCCGAGAGACCUGUUUGCUGGCCCAUCAAGACAGCAAACUGACAUGCCUCGUCACAGGUAUCCUCCAUACAUGGUCGUUCGGAACCAGCCUCACCCAUUGUCAUACCACGGGGAGGAGGGUCUGAGGCACUUGGGAGGGGCGCAAAAUUAUCAAUACAACUCAACUAUGCCGAGUCCUUCUUUUGGAGAGACACGAAAUCAAAAUUCUACGUUGGAGCACAAAGAGCACAACGAGCCACAUGGCUCCGGGUUCGCGCCCGUCGAGCCAACAUUUACCAGGAAUACUGGAUCAUCAGGCAAUGCUCGAAGAUCCGAGCCCCAAACGGAGCAAGGAAGUAGAAGCUUAAUAAAGAAAAGAGGGCCCCGCUCGUACAACAGGGGCGCUAAGAGAGGAGGGAAACGGGCGGAACGCAUAGUGCGUAUAGACAAGCAUGGAAAUGUGGUGUAUAGAGGAAUGAGGCCUGAUCUGUGGACGGAAAACAUCUGUAAUUCGUCGGGAAUGGUGAAAAGCGGUUGGGACGGGGACUACUGUUGGAAGGAAUCGUCAGAUAUGUAUUUAUCUUAUCGCUACAUCUCUUCAGCUUGUAUCUGUUUGGUCACGGCAUGA